This is a messenger RNA of Cornus florida, 955 nucleotides long. RefSeq lists its product as uncharacterized. The record is from RefSeq and is a predicted model, not a curated record. Bases 356 to 679 code for a protein of 107 amino acids. The transcript is spliced from 2 exons. NCBI's taxonomy places the organism in Eukaryota, Viridiplantae, Streptophyta, Magnoliopsida, Cornales, Cornaceae.
UUAACGGUCAGCCCAGCAAGUGACAACAUAUUGUUGUAUUUUUGCUGAAUAUAGUGUGACCUUUCACAACCUCAAAUAUCACACUACAUGAGUAUUGUUUAGAAUUAGGCAGCUUUGUCGGCAAGUUGGGCUUGAGAGACCCCACAGAUAUAGAAAAAAACAGAAGUGAGAGUCCUUAAAAGCACCCAUAAAUGAUAAACCUUUGUGAUAAGCACCAGCACUAGCAACUCCACCACCAACAACACACACCAUUAUCACAAGCUAUAUAGAAAGGUGGCCUUCUAACCCUUUUCUUCACUUCCAAGUUCAGGUACCUUCACCGGAUUCCGGCAAACGAUCUCUGUCAACAGGAAAGAUGUGGCGCAUGCUGGUUGUGAUGAGGCGGAACCUCCAGAACAUGAGGAAGAGUCCACGAGUGGCAGAUGAGAACAUGUUUGAAGGUGGCAAUGGAGCUGAAGUGCCAAUCAUGGCACAUGACGGAGAUGGAAGACGGCCAGGUCGGAACGGGUUGUCAGUUGUCUACAGCGUCGUACGAGCUCCGCUCUCGCUUCUUUCCUGCUUUGCUCAUCCUCAUAUCAAUAGUGCUGAUGGAGCCUGGGCGACUGCUGAACUGGCUCGGAUAUCAGAUUUGAAUCAUCUUAUGGUUAACGACAGCAUGCGCUACGCCAUCCUCAUGUAGAACUGGGUAUCAUGGUGCAUUAAAGAUCGCAAGAAGACAGAUGGGGAACGAGAUGUGAUUUGCACACAUGAGUUGAAUGUGUUUCAGCAUUACUUUUGGAGAAGAGGAAAAGAGAAAUAUAAUUAGAAAUUUUUGUAAAUUAGGUCUACAUAAUUAUGUUUCUUGUUAUUUUUGGUAAUUUUUGGAAGAUAUUUUAGGAUUUCUUAGGGUUUGCUUAAUAAAUUGCCUAUAUAAAGGCCAUAUGCCAAAAAGAAAAUUUAGUUUUGAUUGUUGAAA